Messenger RNA from Vigna umbellata (rice bean), 842 nucleotides. NCBI's taxonomy places the organism in Eukaryota, Viridiplantae, Streptophyta, Magnoliopsida, Fabales, Fabaceae. The record is from RefSeq and is a predicted model, not a curated record.
GUUGGCUAUACGUAUAAAGCAAUAAACGAUAACCUUAAAGCUGUUCGUCCGAGUGAACUCGGUAACUACAAGCUGAUUGUUGAUAACUCAUAUCAGAGAGAGACCCAAAGAGAAGCUGCAAAAAUGGGUACUGUCUCUCUUCUUAAGUGCUACAGACCCUUAUUCUCUACGCUUUUUCCUCGCUCCCCUCCAUCAACACCCCACGCAGCCAUCUUCAGGAGGAAGAACCCGCGGUCCUUCUGCGCCUGCUCGUCUCCGCCGUUGACGGCUGAGAAGGAUUGCGGCAAAUCCGACGCCGAGGGUUUCACCCUGAAGAAAACUGCGCCGGAGGUAUGGCUGCACAACACCAUGAGUAAAACAAAACAACUCUUCAAACCCAAAGUGGAAUCCAAAGUGGGAAUGUACGUGUGUGGCGUCACCGCCUACGAUCUCAGCCAUAUUGGACAUGCACGCGUGUAUGUCAAUUUCGACCUUCUUUACAGAUACUUUAAGCAUCUGGGAUUUGAAGUCUGUUAUGUUCGCAAUUUUACUGACGUUGAUGACAAGAUAAUUGCUAGAGCGAAAGAGUUAGGACAAGAUCCAAUCAGUUUGAGCCGGCACUAUUGUGAAGAAUUCUGUCGAGACAUGAUAACUCUUAAUUGUCUGCCUCCCUCUGUGGAACCAAAGGUCUCGGGGCACAUGCCCCAAAUCAUUGAUAUGAUUGAGAAGAAAAAUUUCCAGAAUAUGGGAAAUUAUCCAGUCGAGAUCUAGAAGAUAACCGAGCUGGUGAAAGGGUUGCAGUUGACUUAAGGAAGAAAAACCCUGCUGAUUUUGCUCUGUGGAAGUCUUCAAAGCCUGGGGAG